GUAAAAUAUACGAACCUUUGCGGCAGGGAUGGCUUAUGUAUAACAGGGCAUUUGAGCAUGUUCCAAACGGCAUCGAUCACGCAAAAUGCCUGGAUGGGGCUUUUCGACUUCUCGACGAAUUUGCCGCCCUUGUCAAAUCCGAGAUACGCACCACAACUAGCAACGAUCCACUUUUGCUCGGCCGAGAUACUCACAACGAGUAUGGGCAUGCUAGAAUAUCAAGUACGGCCGACGAGGAAAGUUUGCAACGAAUGCGUCAAGGAGUAACAAACCUCCAGACAGCAGGCCUGUAUGGAAGCGCCUUCCUCCUUCAGAUGGAUCAAAUGAUGAAGUACCCAACACAGAUCGACGAUGCGGACAAGCAACGGUUCGAGGAAGCCAGAGGCCAGUUUCUGUCUGUGUGGCAUAGCCCUCCAAUAUAUCAUGAGAUAGGCCAGAACGCGCCGAAAGAACUCCAGCUCAUGUCUUUGGCUCUGCCACAUCUGCCAAACGGGUCUUUCGGAUACAACCCAACCAUGGUCGAUCUGUUUCUUCAGGACAGACUAUCCAGCCUUGAACCUGCAAUCAGACACGAUUGCCUUGGCAGAACCCCCUCCCAUAUCCGGAUCGAUGCAGGGAUACACAAUACAAGGUGGUCAGAUGCACACGUCAAUCAUAAGGACAUUCUUGGACGGACGGCAUUGUACUUUGCAUGCCGGGACGGAAACGAAAAGCAGGUAAAGGAGCUCCUUGAAGCCGACGUAGAUAUAUACGCGCAGACAUUUACUGGCCUUUCGCCAUUGCACGUCGCCGCAUAUAUGGGUUAUACUUCGAUAUGUCGUUGGAUCUGGCAAAAACAUCGAGACAAGGGUACGGCCGAGAAUGGCUGGAAGGCUGCGGACUGUACAGGUCGCACUCCGCUGCUUUGCGCCGCAAGCACUGGCCAGCACGAAGCAAUCGAAUUCUUCUGCAACAUCCGGCCCCACAUCUCGGUUGCCGACCAUGUCGAUUGCUACUGGAACUCUGCUCUAGGUCUCGCCGUCCGCGGUGGCCAUCUCAACGCUGUGCGCAUCUUACUGAAGUACGGAUUCUCCGCAGAUAUUCCAGACAAGUUGCAUCGCACCCCCUUCUGGUAUGCCGUGCAAGGAUCUGACUACAGAAUCAUGGAAGUCCUAGGCCUGGGUAAGGUCGCGAGCCCCGACCACAAAGACAUCAAUGGGCGUACGCCUCUAGCCGAAGCUGCAAGAAAUGGAAAUAUAGAAGCUGUCCAGUUUCUCCUUAGCCUUAAUGAUCAAGAUCCCCUAGGCAGCAUGAAGGGCUCACGAAUCAGCUGGAAAGUGGAUCCGAACUCGAAGGACCGGGAUGGAAAAUCUCCACUCAUUCUAGCGACAGAAGCUGGCAGAACGGACUGCGUUGUGGCCUUUUUGGCGCAGGAUUGUGCGUUCCAUCACGAGGAUUACGCUCAUGUUUGCUCAAUCGUGAAUGCUCGGCAGGAUUUCGAAAUGGGGAAGGCCAUCAAGAAGUUCAGCUUGAACUCGAAAUGGAAAAAGAAGAAAAGCUCGGAAUUGACUUGGAUUAUCUAGUUAAUAGCAAGUGUCUCAGAAUAAUGCAGAGAGAAGCUCAUCUAGAAUGAAGGAAUAUAU
Messenger RNA from Trematosphaeria pertusa, 1622 nucleotides. Its product is annotated as ankyrin. The record is from RefSeq and is a predicted model, not a curated record. NCBI's taxonomy places the organism in Eukaryota, Fungi, Ascomycota, Dothideomycetes, Pleosporales, Trematosphaeriaceae. Gene Ontology annotation, biological process: neuronal action potential; negative regulation of delayed rectifier potassium channel activity. The transcript is spliced from 2 exons. Gene Ontology annotation, molecular function: transmembrane transporter binding. Gene Ontology annotation, cellular component: membrane; axon initial segment; synapse. The coding region runs from base 36 to 1562 and encodes 508 amino acids.